AGAAAAAAGGCGAGGCAGAAGAAGAAGAAGAAGAUCCAGACAGAACCCUUUUUAGAUACUGUUCUGAAGAUUUGUCUGAUUCCGACCUAAUCAAAGAAGUAGAAACUGUUUCCGGUUGCAAUCCUUGGUGGUUGUCAAUGGGGUUCUUAAAGAAGCUCGCGGGCGUGUUUGGAUUUGGGCAGGAAGCUGUGAAGAAUGAGGAAGACGAUACAGUCAUCGAUUCCGGCGACGGAGAUAAGCGGCGGGAGAAUAAUCAGCCGAGGUUUCGCGAAACCAGACUACCCAGGAAAGGAUUUGGAGUUCCGGUUCAAGUCGCCGUCGAAAGGUCUCAACUUGGUCCUGUUCUUCAGCCGUGCUCCGCCGGAGACGGUGGUAUCCAGGGACUAAGGUGGUAUACAAAACGGCUAAGGGUUGAUGAAGAUGGAGAUGUUGCGGAUGAGUUUUUGGAAGAAGGAGAUAAACCGACAAACGCAGAAGACGAUCAUAGCUCUAAGACAAUGCCAAGACUUGAGGCGAAACGCAAAACAAAACCUGCUAAAGUAAGAAGACUGGUUGUGUCUUCUGAUGGUAAACUCCAGCAAUGCAUUGAACAUCAAGGAAGAUUAUUUAUAGUAUGAAUAUGAUUUGAAAGAACACACAGAGAACUUAGGGCAAGCUUUUGUUUCAUCAGCAUUUCAAAUUCUGAGCAAAAACAAGACUGGUUUUAUAAUUAGAGACAUAAAUGAUUUUGGGGUUUGUUUUACAAUUAGUUUUGGAUCUAUUAGACUUUGUAAUUUGUAUUACUACGAGUUCUUUGUGGUUUAUACAUAAUAUCAUCAAUCU
Brassica oleracea var. oleracea is the source of this 822-nucleotide messenger RNA. RefSeq lists its product as uncharacterized. The transcript has 2 exons. Bases 138 to 617 code for a protein of 159 amino acids. NCBI's taxonomy places the organism in Eukaryota, Viridiplantae, Streptophyta, Magnoliopsida, Brassicales, Brassicaceae. The record is from RefSeq and is a predicted model, not a curated record.